AUGUCUGUUCUCGAUGCUGCACUUGAGUUAGAACCGGUCGCUGUCCUGCGAGCUUUGCAAGCCGAACAAGGCCCAAUAUCGAUAUCCCAUGAAACCUCCAAAGUUGAUCACGUCACAGCGCCGUUGCCAGUCCUCCUUUCUAGCACGCCUUCUGCAGAGGCAGUCGAGCUGAGCUCAAUGCCUACUGCAGGCAAAGGCUCGUUGCGAGAGCGAGUGCCGACUCCUGCUCCCUCCGCUCCUUCAGACCAGCCUGCGGAGCCGACCUUGAGCAGGCGUUAUCAGCGGAUUUAUUUAGCUACAAGCGUUGUGGGCUCGGCAGUCAUUGGUUGGAGCGAUGGCUCGACUGGACCGUUGAUUCUCCGGAUGGAGUCCAACUACAACGCAAGUAUUCAGAUCGGCUAUACCGUCGUUUUUCUCCUCUUCAUCGCGGCUUUUGGAUAUGGGCUAGCCGCACUUGUUACUGUCCCGCUCACGGACAGGCUUGACUUUGGAAAAGUUGUUGUCCUCGGUUCCAUCCUUCAACUUGUUGCAUUCGCAGUUGAAGCCGGAGCACCGCCAUGGCCGGUCUUCGUGGUCGCUUAUUCUUUGAACGGGUUUGCCGUGGCGAUCAUGGGCGCACAGGUGAACGCGUUUGUGGCAUGUCUACCUGGCGGUAACUGGAAACUCCAGUUGCUACAUGCCGGCUAUGGCGUGGGCGCUUUCAUCAGCCCAUUGGCAGCUACCCAGUUCGCCCAGGCAACACAUUGGUCUUUCCAGUAUCUCAUUGCUGGCUGCCUAUCUGUCGUAGAAAUCAUACUUUUCUGUGUUAUUUUCCGCUUUCGUACACAGUCCCAACUUCUCCACACCCCUCCGUCUACAAGCUCUCCGGAUGGGGGGAACAAAUACCGCCAGAUCCUGCGCCUGCGCCUGGUUCAUCUCUUCUCCUUUUUUAUACUUGUCUAUGUCGGACUCGAAGUCUCCAUCGGCGGGUGGAUCGUCACCUACCUAGUACAGAUCCGGGGAGCAGGCCCAAGUGCAGGAUAUGUACGCAGCGGCUUCUGGGGCGGUCUUGCCAUGGGGCGUUUGCUGCUCAUCUGGGUGAACGAGAAACUGGGCGUGAAGCGGGUUAUAUUCCUAUAUCUUGGGCUUGCUUUCGCACUCGAGUUUGUCGUAUGGUUUGUUCCAAAUGCCAUAGGGGACGCAGUCGCAGUGUCGGUAAUUGGGUUAUUGCUUGGGCCGUUCUACCCCUGGGUUGUCGGCACGGGGCAAAGAUUGUUUCCAGCUUGGCUCCUCACUGGCUGCAUAGGCUGGAUUGCAUCCUUCGGCCAGGCAGGUUCAGCUGUCUUCCCCUUCCUUACCGGCGCCCUCGCGCAGAAAUAUGGCAUUCAGGUGCUCCAACCGGUGUUGGUCGCCAUGAUCGUAGCAGAGGCAGCGAUUUGGAGUGUGAUCCCAUUGGGAGAGAGAAGGACGGACUGA
Molecule: messenger RNA, 1455 nt
Organism: Dacryopinax primogenitus
Lineage: Eukaryota; Fungi; Basidiomycota; Dacrymycetes; Dacrymycetales; Dacrymycetaceae
Product: MFS general substrate transporter
Exons: 8
Coding region: 1-1455 (484 amino acids)
Biological process (GO): transmembrane transport
Cellular component (GO): membrane
Molecular function (GO): transmembrane transporter activity
Source: RefSeq, a predicted model, not a curated record